This is a messenger RNA of Penicillium manginii, 804 nucleotides long. Its product is annotated as CFEM domain-containing protein. NCBI's taxonomy places the organism in Eukaryota, Fungi, Ascomycota, Eurotiomycetes, Eurotiales, Aspergillaceae. The record is from RefSeq and is a predicted model, not a curated record. The transcript is spliced from 3 exons. The coding region runs from base 1 to 804 and encodes 267 amino acids.
AUGAAGACUUUCUCUCCCGUUGUUCUGGCCCUUCUGGUCGCCCUCGGUAUGGUUUCUGCCGCCGAUGUCUCUGCCACAGAAUGUGCUACCAUGUGUGUCAACAACAUGAACGACAAGGCUUCUGAGCUGAACUGCAAGUCCGGUGACAUGGCCUGCCUGUGCAAGAGCGAGGACUACUCCUUCGGUAUCCGCGACUGCACCAAGGAGGCCUGCCCUAGUGACGACGCCGAGAAGGUGUUGAAGAUGGCUCUGGAGAAGUGCCCUAACGGCUCCUCUGGCUCCAGCUCUGGUUCCGGUUCCGGUUCCAGCACCAGCACCGGCUCUGGCUCUGGCUCUGACUCUACCAAGACUGGCACCGACGGCGACAGCACUGGCACUGCCACCGGUACUGGCUCUGGCUCUGGAUCUGGCUCUGGAUCGGCCACUGCUACUGCCACUGGCACCGACAGCACUGCGACCGGCACCGACAGUAAUGCCACCGGUACCAGCACCGACAGCACGACCGGCUCUGAGGGUAGCGACAGCACUGGCACUGCCACCGCUACUGGCACCGAUGCCACUGGCACCAACUCCACCAUGAUGACCAUGACCACCACCGGCUCUAGCUCCAGCUCGACCGAGACCGGCUCUGGCAGCGGCUCCGGCAGCGAGUCUAGCUCUGGUUCCGGCUCUGGUGACAACAGCAGCACUGGUACCGGCUCUGGCAGCGCUCCCUCGACCAGCACUGGUGCUGCUCACCCCAUGGCCACCGUCGGCACUGGGGCUGUCGGCGCUAUGGGUCUGGCUGCCCUGUUGGUCCUGUAA